Molecule: messenger RNA, 966 nt
Organism: Chlamydomonas reinhardtii
Lineage: Eukaryota; Viridiplantae; Chlorophyta; Chlorophyceae; Chlamydomonadales; Chlamydomonadaceae
Exons: 4
Coding region: 29-640 (203 amino acids)
Source: RefSeq, a predicted model, not a curated record
UGCAUGUACUAUUUAAUGAAUCGUGACCAUGACAGCACGCGCUGUAAACGAGCUGAACUCGCGGGGUGGAUUCCUCGGUGUAUUGGACCGCGCACUGCAGCCGCGGUUAAGGACGCAACAGCAGCGAGCUAGGCAAACCAAGGCUGGAGCCGCAGGAGUGCCGGCAGUGCCCGACCAGGCGGCUUUGAUUGCUCUGCAAAAGCAAGUGGCGGCAUGCCAAGCGCGUGAGGCGGCAUACCAAGCGGAGACUGAGCGGCUGAGGGCCCAGCUUGCGGCCGCAGGGCACGUGGGGGCUGCCGGCUCGUUGGGUGCCGGGGCUGCUGGCCCAUCUGGUGCUGCUGCCCCACCUGCUGCUGGUGGUGCUGCUGGUGGUGCUACUGGCACGAAGCGGCAGGCCGACCUAGGGAGCGGCGGGGCCACUACCGCAGAGCCGCCGCAGCAGCGGCGGAAGCUCGGACUAUCGGAGGACGAGCAGCCGGCGCAGCAGACGGCGGCACAGGAGGCGGCACAGGAGGAGGCGGCGGAGGCGGCGCAGCCGGCGGCACAGGAGGCGACGCAGGAGCAGCCAGCGCAGCAGCUGCCGCUAGCACAGCAGGCACCGGAAGAGCAGGCGGAGGCAGAUCAGGCGCAGCAGCUGUAGCAGCACCAGGGGCUAAGCCAACAGGUUGUGUGGGAUGCUGCGUGCUAGGUUGAUUGCGGCAGGGUUGAGUAGUUGCCGCAGCUGCCGCCGGUUGUUGGGCUGGCGCAUACUGCCAUAAUGUUGCUGGGCAUGAGAGUGGCGAAAGGCAAUGGGGUUGCGAGACCGUACGUGUUGCACAAGAAUGUGAUGUGCUGAAGCCAUGGCCCAACUAAGCGAGGCCCAGAUGCCCAACUAAGCGAGAGCUGCUUACUCUAUUGUGCUGCAGUCUGUGUGGCUGCUGGGAGAGUUGCAAAAGUACUCAAGAACGUAACUUCAGACUCAUGCCG